Messenger RNA from Aphanomyces astaci, 3744 nucleotides. RefSeq lists its product as hypothetical. Gene Ontology annotation, molecular function: DNA helicase activity. NCBI's taxonomy places the organism in Eukaryota, Oomycota, Saprolegniomycetes, Saprolegniales, Verrucalvaceae. The coding region runs from base 1 to 3744 and encodes 1247 amino acids. Gene Ontology annotation, biological process: telomere maintenance; DNA repair. The transcript is spliced from 10 exons. The record is from RefSeq and is a predicted model, not a curated record.
AUGGAUCCUUACGUUUUCCCCGACUCGCCAGAAAUGCAAGCGUUCAAAGAUCUCUUCAAGCAGCGCAAUUUGAUCGAGCACAUUCGUCAGUACAACGCUCAGUUUAACUUCACUUCCAUUGGAACCGACGAGGUCAGGUACAGCGGCAGAGGUCCCAAUACGUAUUGCAUUCAACGCCAGCUGACCCACAACAUUGGUCCAUUGCAACCCAGCCUGAACAGAAGCGGAAACCUGCGGCAACCAAGUUUUGCCCAAAUCUACAUGCACACCAGCGAGGAGCAACUUCUACACCGACGAAACAUGUUUCCGGCGAUCAGUUCGCGGUACACUGCCACGGUACAGCGAGUGAUGGAUCUCCACAACCCAUUGGCCAGCGCGUAUGCAACUACCAAAGAACGUUUGCGUCGAGCGGAAGCGGACGGGACAUCGGGGGGCAAUCUUCAUAUUGUCCUGAAGGCUGUUGGUGGCGCGCAGGCUCGAACACACAACUUGCCCACCGUGGCUCAGCUUGCGGUUAUCAUGGAGGGAGACGGCAGCGAACCGACAGAUGGUCGUCACGUGAGAUCAUUGUCCCUCCGUGCGGUUUUCAACUACUGGCUUCAAGAACGAGACGGCGGCGACUUCUCCGACAUGCUGCACCGAUCCCCCAUGCUGUUGAAGAUGUACACUACGGUCGGCUUCGUUCUUCGCAUGGAAACCAACAGGCUGCGCUACAUUUUGCAGAACGGAGACAAGUUGCGAUUCGAUUUGUACACAAGAGUAAAGCAGGCCGCCGAGAGACGUUCAGGGCUCCACAACGUCGGCAUCAAGUCCAUCGUGCCUUCAAGCUUUACUGGCGGCAAACGUUACAUGAAGAAAUGCUACUUCAACGCCACGGCAAUUGUGCGCAAGUACGGGAAGCCAUAUCUCUUCGUCACCAUGACGUGCAACCCCAAUUGGCUGGAGAUCAUCAGUCAACUCAAGCCCCAUCAAACGUCAGCUGAACGCGAUGACAUUGUCACAUGUGUGUUUGAGACGAAGCUAACGUAUUUCGAGGACGACAUUCACAAGAAACACGUCCUUGGCAAGGUUGUCGCAUCCGUGCAUGUUGAAGAGACCGUCGAAGACAUCAACUCUGUGGUAUUCGCGCGCAUCCCAGACGAGAUCAAGAACCCCCAGCUACACGAGUCAGCGAAGAACUUCAUGAUCCAUACGUGCACGCAUGUGCAAUACGACGACAAUGGACAGCCGAUUCCAAGUGCGAGGGCUUGCACCCACAAGACUGGCAAGUGCAAGAAAGGCUUUCCCCAGCCCCUGCAAGCUACCACAACCGAAAGGGUCGAUGGGUAUGCCAAGUACCGUCGCGACACGGCCGCAGACCAGUAUUGUGUGCCACACAGCCCGUACUUGGUGCACAAGUACAACUGCCACAUCAACGUCGAGAUUUGCACAAGCAUCAAGGCCGUCAAGUAUCUGUACAAGUACGUGUACAAGGGCAGCGAUCGUAUCAAGUACGCUGUCUUCACCGACCAGGAACGCCAGCCCAUGCUUGACGAAGCACGGGAGUACGUUGAAGGACGCUACGUGACCUCCCUCGAAGCUAUCACACGCACCCGCUGCUACGACCUGCAAAGGAUGUCCCACGCUGUCGAAGUAUUGCCCGUGCACGAGAAAGAUCAACAGCAUUGCACCUACGACGAAACCCACGACGCAAAAUCGGUCGUUGCCAGGAACCAAAAGACCAAGUUGAUCUCCUUCUUCCUCGCUUGUGUGCAAGGCUUGACCGGGAUCGACGGGCGUUCCUGCAAAGAACUCCCUAACCACAUCAAGGUCAUUGGCCGCAUUGAUUCGGUCAGUCCGCGUCAAAAGGAGCGGUUCUACAUUCGAACCCUGCUUUGCCAUAAGUAUGGACCAACUUCCUUCGAAGAUCUGCGCACAGUUCACGGAACUCUGUAUUCAACGUACGAAGAAGCUGCACUGUCCAUGGGCCUGUUGGAAAACGACGAAGUGUAUGUGGUAUGUAUUCGACAAGCCACGUUGGACUGCAUGGACGGACAGCUGCACGAACUGUUUGCCAACAUCUUGGUGCAUUGCCUUCCAGCGAACACGCGAGCUCUGUUUGAUCAAUUCAAAUCAGAUUUCCUGGACAAGCAGCUUCGGGACCUGCGCCGCUGCAACGAAGCACUCCCACAGCCGCUCAGUGACGACAUGAUGCUUGGCAAGGCGAUGUUCUACACACUCAAGAGCAUCGACAACUGCUUCCAACACCAUCGGAUGAGCCUUUUGGACUACCCGACGUUACCUCAACUUCACGAAUUCGAAGUAUUCGGAGACUUGGGCGAACGGCAACUACUGAACGAUCUAAGAAGUUGGCUUUAUGUCAUUGAAACGUCGUACACGCGUGCAGCCCUCGACGACGUGUUGGCCACUGCUGCGACCAUGACUGACGAGCACAGGUCCUUUGUGGCCACCGUUUUGGCCCAAACAUACGACCACGCAUCAGGCAAGGCGUACUUCCUCCAAGGCGAAGGAGGCUCAGGAAAGUCGUACGUCUCUCAAAUCCUGUUGGCAAAAGUGCGCGACAAAGGGGACAUCGCGCUUGCUGUGGCAUCGUUUGGGCUGGUAGCUUUGCUGCUUAUGGGCGGCACAACGGCACAUUCGCGAUUCAAAAUCCCCGUCACCAACCUCAACGACAAGUCCCUAUGCCAUAUUCCAAAGCAGUCGUCAUUGGCAAAGAUCAUUCGAGACACCAAGCUCAUUGCCGUCGACCGUUCCCUUCGCGACAUCAUGGACAACCCCACAGCCCUCUUUGGUGACAAGGUUGUUGUUUUCUCGGGCGAUUUCAAGCCAAUCCUGCCAAUCAUUCUACGCGGCACACCAUCGGCCACUGUGGAGGCCUCCUUCAGACGCAGCAGCAUUUGGAACGACGUGAAAAUUGUCAAGCUAGCAAAGAACAUGCGGCUGCGUGGUGGAUCAGACGACGGAAGUAUCGAGGAAUGGGCCAAGACGUUGGUUGACAUUGGAAACGGAACGAACUGGGAAACCGACCACGACCUGAACGCGUACAUCGACCAAAUCUAUGGCAACAUCAAUAACCCGGCCAACCCCCCGGAAAACGUUGGGGUCGAUGAAUACAACGCCAAAGUGCUGCGCAAGAUGAACAGUUCUGCCAUGUUCACUUGCCUCUCAGUCGAUUCAGUCGAGCAAGAAGGCGAGGAUGUUGACGACACGGCCAUGGAAUUUCAAGUUCCUGAAUUCCAUCAACAUAUCCGGCUUGCCACCGCACAAGCUCGAGUUCAAGUUCAGCUGACGACAUACGUAAUCGGCCGUCCCAGUUACCACCACUGUCAAGCCAGUGGUCACCUCGACCACAACGAAGACAGUGGAGACGAAGACUACGGGCGGUGUGACGACUGCGAUAAGUCCUUGAACAUUCCUCCGACGAGGAAACGCCAACGAACGCCGAAGAACGAGCACGGUCGCGACACUCGGCGCACCGUUGAGACCCGUUCAGAUCUCCCCGACGACGACAGCCACCUGCUGUCGACGAGUGGCAACCGCCACGUGGUGGAUGGCGCUUCAGUGCCGUUGCCAGCCGACUACGACCCUUCGGAUGUCCGUGACGAUAUGGACAUGGGCAGCGUUGGCGGUUACGGCCAUACGGCACCACAAGUUUGGAACUCGCCAGCGAUCCCGCAGCCACCGACAUUUUCGAUCUCAACCAAGGCCGAAAGACGCGCUUUUAUGCGCGAGUACCAGAAGUAA